This is a messenger RNA of Brenthis ino (lesser marbled fritillary), 240 nucleotides long. NCBI's taxonomy places the organism in Eukaryota, Metazoa, Arthropoda, Insecta, Lepidoptera, Nymphalidae. The record is from the annotation of a GenBank genome assembly.
AUGCCAUCAGACAAGCAAUGCUGCGUUCCUGGAUGUAAGGAGACUAAAGUGCUUCAUGUAUUCCCAAACCCAGAAAAGGAUAUACAGCGUUUUAACAUGUGGUUCAAUGCAAUUGGCGGUGAUCUUGUGGGCAUGGAGAAUAAGAGCAUAUUUAAGUAUCGCCGUGUGUGUCGCACACAUUUUGAACUAAAAUAUCUAUGUCGCUACAACAGAAUUAGUAAGGAUGAAUUAGUGUGCAUU